CUCCCCUUUCAGGGAAGGAUAAAGAGAGCCAGUGCACAUGCUCAGAGAUGCUCACUAGCAGUUUGCUGCAGCCAUUCAAAGAGACCAUCACAAAGGCAAGUGAGACACCAGUGAAGGAGGAAGACGCCACUAGCGAAAUGGUGAAGCCCUGCAUAAGCAAACUGAUCGUUUUAGUGCCUUUAAUGCUUGUAGUUGGGCUUUUUUCUACCAAGCCAGCUACAGCCGAAGAAGAAUCAGGAACUACAAUCCCUGCUGAAAGUCGCCCAUGUGUUGACUGCCAUGCGUUUGAGUUCAUGCAGAGGGCUUUGCAAGAUUUAAAGAAAACGGCAUACAACUUAGACUCACGGACUGAGACCUUGCUUUUUAAAGUGGAGAAGAGGACUCUGUGUGACUGUUUAACUGCAAAUGCACUGAACUGAAUACUGGAGACCCACCUAGCAGCCGCUGGUUCGUCAACAGCUUUUAAGAUGCUGCUGUUAAUGCAGACAGAUUUAGGAAAUAAAAUACUGCGAACAUGUAAGCUUCAGGGCACUUACGCAACUAGGUGGAGGAUUUGGGUGUGAUAUUGAUGUGUCUCUCCUGUCUGGAUGCUUGUGUAAUUCUUUGUCUUCACCUGUGUUGAUGUCAUCAUGAGCUCUAAGAUAUUUUCCAAAGAAAGGGAAAAGCUGGAAGGGGCGCAGUUCUAAUUUAUUGCAAAAAUAUUAAAAUCUUAUUUGGGGAAGCUCUGGGGUUUUUUAACUUUACAUUUCCCCCCCACACGAAAAGCAAAACACAGAGGACAUCAUUAUUCCUGGGAUUUCUUCUCCUAACACACAUUUCCCUCUAAUAUUUUAGAAAAGCCUUUUCCCCCCUCUCACAUGCAAGAUGGGGACUAUGCCGUCUAACAUGGUGGCUUCAAAAAUGCUAGUUGCUUCAAAAAUAUUGUUUAUACCCAUGAGCAAAUUCUAGAUAGAUUAAUUGAUCAAAAUAGUAAAACUCAUAUGAUUACCGUAUUUUUCGCUCUAUAAGACGCACCAGACCACAAGACGCACCUAGUUUUUGGAGGAGGAAAA
Podarcis muralis (Common wall lizard) is the source of this 1052-nucleotide messenger RNA. RefSeq names its product NELL2 interacting cell ontogeny regulator 1 (gene NICOL1). The record is from RefSeq and is a predicted model, not a curated record. NCBI's taxonomy places the organism in Eukaryota, Metazoa, Chordata, Lepidosauria, Squamata, Lacertidae.